Molecule: messenger RNA, 647 nt
Organism: Aspergillus costaricaensis CBS 115574
Lineage: Eukaryota; Fungi; Ascomycota; Eurotiomycetes; Eurotiales; Aspergillaceae
Product: putative glyoxalase family protein
Exons: 3
Coding region: 149-562 (137 amino acids)
Source: RefSeq, a predicted model, not a curated record
AUCAGAUUCCGAUCCAUCCAGACAACAACAAUAACCCGCCGGGUAAUGAUCCCAGGUCUUCUUUAUUUUAUCUGUUGCUGUUCUCCCCCGCAUCUUUGGUGGUCCCGAAUAAAGGAAUAAAGAGUCUAGAUCAUCUAAGUGUGCCAAUAUGAUUACUGGUCUCCAUCACGUCAACAUCCUCGUCCCGGAAGGCACCCUCGACCGGGCGGAGGAGUUCUACACAAACACCCUGGGUCUGCCAUCAGCUCCUGUUCCCCAUCUACAGAAAGGAACCCUUCUAUGGUUCAACCUCACGCCGGAUGGCAGCCAGCAGAUUCAUGUAGCCUUUGGCUCCAACAGCGAUUUGCAUUCCGACCGUCACGCUUGCCUGAGAGUCGGGUCUCCGGACCAUCUGUUGACCCUGCAGCAGCGCAUCUGGGAACAUCAUCAGAGAGGGGGCGAUGCUGCUCCCUUGCACGCUGAUAAGCCGGGGGAGCAAAACUCGGGUGCCCAGGGCAUCGAAUAUCCAAGUCGGUUUUUUGCCAGAGACUUUGCGGGUAACCGGCUGGAAUUUACCCUAUGACACGAAUAACUGAGAUAAACCCUUCUAUUUGUUAGCAACAUGAUGAUGAGUGAAAGAUGGAGUUUCAAUGGAACAAUGAGCGUGC